This is a messenger RNA of Trifolium pratense (red clover), 1577 nucleotides long. RefSeq names its product E3 ubiquitin ligase BIG BROTHER-related-like. The coding region runs from base 98 to 1216 and encodes 372 amino acids. Lineage: Eukaryota; Viridiplantae; Streptophyta; Magnoliopsida; Fabales; Fabaceae. The transcript has 6 exons. The record is from RefSeq and is a predicted model, not a curated record.
UAAAUAAUAUUCCUUGAGGUCGAUUCUUGGAUUCGAUCAUUCUUCUUUUUCAUUCAUCUCUCUAUUCACUCUCUUUUUCAUCAUCUUCCUAAUUCCAAUGGAAAACGACACCACCGCCACCAACAACGCCGCCGCCGCCGCAACCAACGCCACACCCAAACUUGCUUCAGGCGGAGUCAAAUCCAACAACCACAUCAAUGAAGAAGAACAUUCCAAUUUGAAUAUCGAGGAAAAUAUACCAGAAAAAAUAGAAGAAAAAAUCGAAGAUGAAAACGAAGAGGAACAACAACCAACUGGAUCUGAAACCACCGCUCAACAACCUUCUAGAACACCUUUCACUAAUCUCAGCCAGGUCGAUGCUGACCUUGCCCUCGCUCGUACCCUUCAAGAGCAGGAAAGGGCAUACAUGAUGCUGAGAAUGAAUAACGAUGGAAGUGACUAUGGAAGUUGGGAAGGUGGGAGCUAUGUGCAUGAUGAUGGAGAUGAUUUUGAUGAUCUACAUGAUGGCACUGAUGAGGAUGAGGAUGAGGAUGAUGAUGAUGAAGAUGAUGAUAACGAGGAGGAAUAUGAAGAAGAUGAAGACGCAUUUGAUGUCCAUGCUCAUGGUACUGUUGGUGAACAUGAUAAUCCUGUCAUUGAAUUUGACCCAGAGCUGUUUUCAAGCGAUGAAGCCUAUGCAAGAGCAUUACAGGAGGCUGAAGAGAGGGAAAUGGCAGCUAGACUGCUGGCUCUUGCUGGAAUACAUGAUCUUUCGUUUUCAAUUACAGAGGACACUGAGGACAUGGAGGAACAUGGUGCUAAUUCUCAGGAUGCUUGGGAGGAUGUUGAUCCAGAUGAGCUUUCAUAUGAGGAACUACUGGCAUUGGGUGAGGUAGUAGGAACUGAGAGCAGAGGUCUUUCGACUGAUACUCUUGCCUGUUUACCUUCAAUCAUCUAUAAGACGGGGAGUGAUCAACACGGGAGCAAUGAUUCGUAUGUGAAAAUACUGUUCCUUCUAUACUUCGCUGUGAUCAUGACAAUAUAUAAUCCGGUGCCUGAUUUUUGUGUUUGUUUUAGGUGUGUCAUUUGCCGGGUGGACUAUGAGGAUGAAGAGUCCUUGACAAUUCUUUCCUGCAAACAUCUGUACCAUCCUGAAUGCAUUAACAACUGGUUGAAAAUAAAUAAGGUUUGCCCUGUUUGCAGUACAGAGGUAUCUACUUCUGGGAGCAACUCGUAGGGAGAAUGGACUAUUAUUGGAUUCAAAUUGAAGAAAAUUUGUUCAAGUUGAGAGCUAUUAUCCCUUAUUUUAAUAGCAUUGCCAAUAUGGGGAGAUAGUCUCUGCUUUAUUGUAUAUCCAGUUCCUUCGCAUUAAUUUCAGUAUUGUAACUUUGGGAAUCAGUUCCUCUAGAUUGUCUUAUUUAAUGGAAUGACUGGGAAUUAUAGUGGUCAAGUAUGACAGGAGGAAUUGGACUUACUUAUUGUGGUUGUUCGGAAGAAUUAGAACUAUCAUCUCCAUAAAAUUAUUCAAAAUUACUGUAUGAAAAAGAACGAGUCUUUAAAACAAACGAGUUAUGGAGUUUUCAUGAAUUGUUCGGUUC